AUUUAACACUACUCUCCUCUCCCUCUCUGAUUCUACCGCCCCCAAAUCCAUACAAGAAUCCCUUUACUUCUUAUCCCCCAUUAUACUUCGUCUCCGUUCGCCCAAUCUCUCUCUGUAAAAUAGUUUGCAAUCAGGGUAUUCGUUCAGCAAUGGCGUCCUUCACUGUCAAUUGCCCCAAAACAUCGCCUUUGUUUGCUUCUCACCCAAACCCUAAGCAGAAUCCUAAGCAUCGUAACAGCUCGGUUGUUUUGUUUCAAUCGGAUUUGAAUGCCAACCGCGCAUUGAUCGCCGGAUCCUCGUCUCUAGGAUUGCAGUCAUCUAAGAGGAACCAGAAUGACGUUAUGAGAGUGUCUGCUCAGCUUAAUGAGAUUGCCCUUGAGAAAUCAUCAAAUUCUGCACCAGCUUCAGACAAGUUGGAGGAAUCAACCAAGAUACCUCCUCCUGAGACCUCAGUUCCUGAUGCUGCAGCAAUCACUGCAUUUAUGAAUCAGGUGGCAGGGCUUGUUCAGCUUGUGGAUUCAAGAGACAUCAUGGAGCUGGAGCUAAAGCAACAGAACUUUGAGGUCCUUAUAAGAAAGAAGGAAGCUUUGCCUCUGCCUCCAGCUGCCCCUAUGGUUAUGAUGCAAUCUCAACCCCAGGCUAUGUACCAACCGCAACCACCUCCACCACAGUUUGCUCCUGCUUCUUCAGGACCAGCACCUUCUGCAUCCGCACCAGCAGCCUUACCUGCCCCUGCAAAGCCUAAGUCCUCUCAUCCUCCACUGAAAUGCCCAAUGGCUGGAACGUUCUAUCGGGCUCCUGCACCAGGAGCUCCUGCCUUUGUGAAGGUAGGAGAUAAGGUCCAGAAAGGCCAGGUUAUAUGCAUUAUUGAGGCAAUGAAGUUGAUGAAUGAGAUUGAGGCUGACCAAUCUGGAACGGUAGUCGAUAUUCUUGCUGAGGAUGGGAAACCUGUUAGCCUGGAUACGCCUCUACUUGUUAUUGAACCAUGAUGAGGAAGAUGAUGAUGAGUGCUACAUACAAGACAUAUUGAGCUUUUUUAGACUUUUGUUUGUUAUUUAGUUUCCUGUUUUGGAUGACUGUAAUUUGGUUUUCUUCUUCACCUUUUAUAAAACUAAUGCCUUUGAUUGUCCUUGACUUCAUUUGAGGUAAUUUUUCGAAACAAUCUGAUUAAUGAUGUUAUUGGCUUGUUAUUUUUGUAAAGCUUUGCUUGAAUUGGUUAUGCUAAAAA
Molecule: messenger RNA, 1228 nt
Organism: Cynara cardunculus var. scolymus (artichoke)
Lineage: Eukaryota; Viridiplantae; Streptophyta; Magnoliopsida; Asterales; Asteraceae
Product: biotin carboxyl carrier protein of acetyl-CoA carboxylase, chloroplastic-like
Exons: 7
Coding region: 150-989 (279 amino acids)
Biological process (GO): fatty acid biosynthetic process
Cellular component (GO): acetyl-CoA carboxylase complex
Molecular function (GO): acetyl-CoA carboxylase activity
Source: RefSeq, a predicted model, not a curated record